AUGCCGCGCACCGGUUUCGGGGAAUUGCGGGUUCACCUACGAACCCUUCAGUGUCUUGGAGUCCUGCGGUUCGACAUAGAUUUUGACAAGUGUUUGGUGCGAAUAGAAGCCUCCGAGCAGCGUCGAACCCGCUGGUUCCUGGCGGGUGUCACAGUAUUUAGCUGCAGUCUGAUUAUUUAUAGCUGCUGGUAUCCGGAACACUUUAUUAUGGGCAAGCAUAACAACACGGGAAACUGUUAUGCCUUGAUCAACUUCCGGUCCUGUGCCCUGACCACUCUCCUGGUGUAUAUUCAGCUCUAUGCUCGACGUUGUCGCUUUGCCAAACUGCUACAAUCGAUGAUGAACCUCAAUCAAAUCUGUAUAAAUGAUAAUGGAAUAUCCAGCUUCGGCUUCCCCUACAUUCUGCAUUUGGUUCUCUUUGUGAUCUGCAUGCUUAACUAUGCCCAUGGCUACUGGGUGGCUGGGGUCUCCUGGAUCACCAUUCCCAUUUAUCUUCUUCAAUACGGUUUCUCGUACCUCAUCCUGGGCCAACUGGUCGUCCUUUUUGCCUGCUUCCAGCGCAUCCUGCUCUCAACUCUGAGACACUACAACAGGACGCUGCUGAAUAAUCUCAAGUUAGGCGGAAUGGAGAGCGGGAAAUUGUAUGAAAACUUUCGCGAUUAUAACCAGUUGCUGUGGCUAAGCCAUGAGGAGAUAAAUCAAUGUUUUGGCCUACUGUUGCUACCAAUAACCGGGUUUGCACUCCUCAUAACCCCCUCGGGACCCUUCUUUCUGGUGUCCACCAUCUUCGAAGGCCGCUUUCGUCAGGCAUGGCGUUUCGUUUUCAUGUCCUUAACGGCCAGCUUUUGGAGUGUGCCAUGGGUGACUUUGCUGGUGCUGAUGAUGGGCACUACCAAUGUCCAGCAGGAGGUGAGUAAUAGGACAAUAGGUUCCUUCGAGUCUGCUUUAUCCUACCACAAUCAUUAG
Messenger RNA from Drosophila serrata, 966 nucleotides. Its product is annotated as gustatory and pheromone receptor 39a-like. Gene Ontology annotation, cellular component: membrane. NCBI's taxonomy places the organism in Eukaryota, Metazoa, Arthropoda, Insecta, Diptera, Drosophilidae. Gene Ontology annotation, biological process: sensory perception of taste. The record is from RefSeq and is a predicted model, not a curated record.